AUGGAUUUUGAGCUACGGAGGGCGCAGCAGCGAUACGAGAAGGAGCAGCGUGAGAAGCGGGAGGCGGCGCGGCUGAAGGCGGAGAGGCAGAGGAAGGCGAAGGAAGAGAUCGAGGCGCGUCGGAGGGCUAUCGAAGAGGCGCAGAGGCUCAAGCGGUUGGAGGAUGCUGCAGCUGCUGAAGCAGCUCGUCGUCAAGCGGAGGCGGAUCUGCAAGCAGGGGGCGGCAUCCGCUUCAAUCGCGAGCUGGUCCCCGUCGCUAUUGCGGGCGACCGCGAUAAGAUCACACUCCCGCAGUCGGUGCUGUCCGAUCUGCCGCUAGACGAGGCCCUCGAUAGAGGACCCAUGCUCUUCGAGCUCUCCGUUCCGCGCGCCGCUGGCGGAAGCGCGGCAGGCGGAAGCGCAACCGGCGGAAGCACGGCGGACGGAAUGGAGGUUGAUGGGGAGGAAGAGGAUGACGCCGACGAGGGUGGUUAUGCAGUGGAUGUUGAUCUUAACGGGGGUGAUUAUAACGGGAGGAGAGUGAAGCGGAGGGUGACGCAUGGAGGCGUUUUGGAGUUUACUGCGCCGGAGGGCUGUGUAGGUCUACCCCCUCUUAUCCUGCGAAAUUUGGGGUUAACGGGGAUUAUGGACGUCUUUAAUCCGUCCGGUACUCCCCCCUCUGUGUGCGUCCGCUUCGUCAAGCUCCCUAAAGCCACGUUCGCGCGGCUCCAGCCGCUGCGCCACGGGUUUCUUGCUGACGUGGCGAAUCACCGCGCUGUUCUGGAGGCGGCGCUGCGGGGCCAGGCGGCGCUGACACGUGGCGACGUGCUAUUGGUCGGGUCGGAGGUGGGGGAGGUGGCGGUGCGCGUGUGUGAGGUGAAAGGGGUGGGCGGCGCGAGAGGCGCUGCUACAGUGAUUGAUGCUGACGUGGAAAUUGAGCUGUCGCCAUGGGAGGCGGAGGGGGGAGCGGAAGGCAAGGGAGGAUUGGGGAACAGGCAGGGGGAAGGCAAGGGGGAGGGAAAGGGAAAGGGGAAGGAAGGAGAAAUGCGGGAUGCAGGGAGGGAUGGGAAGAAUGUGGGAAGAAUGGCUGGUAUCGUGAGAAAGCUGAGGGAAACAGAUGAGCAACAAGGAGAGACAAGAGAGAAAGGAGAGGAAACAGAGGGAGGAGGGGGAGGAGUUGGCGCUGGAGUUGUAAAGAGGGAGGUGAUCCACGUGGGGAGUGCUGAUAGGCGCUUACUGGUGCUGCCUAUAGGGGGGAAAGGGCUAGCAGGGGAGAUUCAGGAGGGCGAAUGGAGGUAUUUCAAGGUUUAUGCUGAUGGGAGGUUAGGCAGGAGGUUGUAUCAGGGGGAGGUAGAACUGGAGUUCCGGUUGCAGCUUGAAGGGGGGUCGGCUGAUGUGGCUCGAGGAGGUGGUGACGUGGCGGAGGGUGAUGCCGACCUGUACCUGACCAGGCACCCUAUUGUGUACCCCUCGUUUCUGGACCAUGACAUGUCGUCCAUUCUCCCUAUUGGCUCCAAGACGCUCGUUCUCUCCGCAUCAGCACUGGCGAAAGCAGCAGUACCAGCAGCACCAGCAUCAGCAGCAGCAGCAGAAGCAGCACGAGUGGAAGUAUCAGGAACAGUAGUACCAGAAGGAGCAGCAGCAGCAGCAGCAGCAGCAGCAGCAGCAGCAGCAGCAGCAGCAGCAGAAGCGCUGAAGGAGCCUGCAACGUACACUAUAGCAGUGCACGGUGCAGCAGGCACUUGCAGGCGGGCGGAUUUGGAAUCGGGCGGCGAGCACCACCAGCACUGCGGGGAGUGUGGGGAGGUGUUUGGUGGGAGAAAAGAGAGGGAGAAGCACGAGCAGGUUCGGCAUGGGGAGUUGGUGUGCGAGUGUGGACUCACUGGGAAGGCUGCCGAAGUGCACCACCACCGGCGCACCACCUGUCCCCAUCGCCCCAUCCUCUGUCGCUUCUGUGCUGCCCUCGGGCCGGCCCUCGGCCCGCCCCUCUCCGCUAUAGACCGUCUCAACGGCCUCUCCCCCCACGAGGCACUCUGUGGGGUGCUUUCACACACGGCCCUUUCCCCCUCUUCCUCUCUGCCCUCCCGUUUCUUCCGGCUUAAGUUCUGUCUGUGCCUUCCUCCCAUUUCCCCCCGGCCCCCCUUCUCCCCAGCACCACCACUGGUCCCCAUCACCCCAUCCUCUGCCGCUUUUGUGCUGCCCUCGUGCCUGCCCAUACAACCCUCAUGCCUUUCCUCCCUUCCCCCCUUCCCCCCUUUACCCCCCCCAGCACCACCACCAGCGCACCGCCUGUCCCCAUCGCCCCAUCCUCUGCCGCUUCUUUCUGUCUGUGCUUUCUCCCAUUUCCCCCCUGCCUCCCCCCUCCACCAGCACCACCACCGGCGCACCACCUGUCCCCAUCGCCCCAUCCUCUGUCGCUUCUGUGCUGCCCUCGUGCCGGCCCUCGGCCCGCCCCUCUCCGCUAGAGACCGUCUCAAUGGCCUCUCACCCCACGAGGCUCAGUGUGGGGCCCGCACGGCCCCUUGUGACACGUGUAGACGGCCGGUUAUGUUGAAGGAGAUGGAUGUCCACGUGGCGGCUUUCCAUUUGCUGCCUGCCACGUCAGCAGCAUCGCCAGCUGCUGCCACUGCUAAUACCACCACCGCUGCUGCUGCUGCUGCCUUUCCUAGGAACGCUCUUGCUUUUGUGGCUGGUGGGAGGAGCACACACACGCACACAGAUAUUGAUGACGAGCACUGGGCAAGAGCCUAUGCCGGCGAUUUUGAGGAGGACCAGGGGUUGCAAGGAAGAGUCGGAGAUGGGAUGGUGGGGGAUGUAGGGAAUGUUGGGGCGAGGGGUGGGAAUUUGGAUGGGGGUUUGGAGAGAAGGGAUGGGCCGGGUGGGGCGAGUGGGGUAAGUGGGCCGGCUUCUGGGAGGUCGUUGAAUGUGGGGUGUCCGAUUUGUGGUGUGAUGGUGCACAGUGAGCGAGACCUCAAUGUGCAUCUGGAUAUUGCACAUUGA
Molecule: messenger RNA, 2979 nt
Organism: Closterium sp. NIES-65
Lineage: Eukaryota; Viridiplantae; Streptophyta; Zygnematophyceae; Desmidiales; Closteriaceae
Source: the annotation of a GenBank genome assembly